ACACCACAUGUGCCUAUGGCAGAGGUUGCAGGCCGGUGUCUAGACAGCUGUCCAGAGACUGCUUGUGUCAGGGUCUCUUUAGACACCUCCCUCACAGGCGUGGCCGAAGAAUUGAAGGAGAGGAUGCCCGCCUGGGCCAAGAUGAAAAAAGAACAGAAAGGACAGCUAAUUCUGGUAGAUGUAGAGAUUUUUAGAGGUAGAGUAGGGGCCCUAGUAGAUUCAGGGGCCACCCGCAACUAUAUUAGUAGGAAGGCGCUGCAGAAGUUGAAGCUGGGGCUUAAAGUCCAAAAGCUAGCAGAUCCCAUAGUUAGUAUCCUCGCAGACAAUCAUACUAUGGUUGUAGAGGAGUAUGUAGAGGGAGUCCAGGCGUAUUUCCGCCUAGAGAAGGAUGGGAAAGUGGAGAAGGUCCUCCACUCCCUGACUCUCCUCGUAGAAGACAGCCUCCCAUUCGACAUUGUUCUGGGAAUGGAUUGGGGAGAGGCAGCCGGGGCCACGCUCCAUUUGAAGGAGCACAAGUGUAGGCUCCCUAGUUCUUUAGGCGAGGCUAAGACUGCCCGCCUGUUYCAUGUGUCAGGUGUAGAGAAUUCCUUGGCACAUUGUUGCCUGAGCGCGCCCGCAUUCGCCAGAUUGGUGAAGAAGGAGAAAUUGGAGGAACAGGUCUUUGUCGCCUAUAUUAGGCCAGUGACUGAGCCUAAGGAAGAGAAGCCCGUAGACCCUACUAUUGCCAAAUUGCUGGAAGAAUUUGAGGAUUUAACUAAGCCGCCGACAAGCACGGUGCCGCGGCCCAUCCAGCACCGUAUUGAGAUAGAGCCUGGCAGUAGAACUCCUAAGGGUGCUGUAUAUAGGAUGUCCCCGCGGGAGUUAGAGGAGCUACGGAAGCAGUUGGACGAGCUCCUCGAAAAGGGUUGGAUUAGGCCCAGUUGGUCUCCUUUUGGAGCCCCUGUUCUCUUUGUCCCUAUGAAAGAGGGAGAGCUGAGGAUGUGUAUAGACUAUAGGGGUCUGAAUGCUAUUACAGUAAAGAAUGUUGAGCCACUGCCUAGGAUAGACGAUCUCUUAGAGCGAGUGCAAGGGGCCAAGUACUUCUCUAAGAUAGACUUAAGGUCCGGAUACCAUCACAUAGAGGUACAUCCUGAUGAUCAGUAUAAGACAGCCUUCCGGACUAGGUACGGGCACUAUGAGUUUAUAGUGAUGCCUUUUGGACUAACCAAUGCGCCAGCUACGUUCCAGCGUUGUAUAAACGAUUUGUUAAGGCCAUGGUUAGAUAGAUUUAUUGUAGUGUACCUAGAUGACAUUCUAGUGUUUAGUAAGACCCUCGAUGAGCAUCAGGGUCAUCUCAGGCAGGUCUUGGAGAAGCUGAGAGAAGCUAACUUCAAGAUCAAUGCGAAGAAGUGCGAUUGGGCGAAGACCCAAGUUUUGUAUCUAGGCCACGUCUUAGACGGAGACGGCGAAGUUCGUGAGGAACUUCUCCACCAUCGCUGCGCCCCUUCGCAGAUUGCUAAGAAAAGAGACAAUAGGAAGUGGGACAAGGACUGCACGUCUGCCAUGAAGAAGCUAAAGCAGGCGUUAAUAGAAUACCCGGUCCUUAAGGUCGCCGAUCCGUCCUUGCCUUUUGUCGUUACUACGGAUGCUAGCCAGUACGGCAUAGGCGCAGUGUUACAGCAAGACGAAGGCAAUGGCUAUAGACCCGUAGAGUUCAUGUCCGCUAGGAUGCCUUCAGAAAAGGUUGCGACAUCUACCUAUGAGAGGGAACUCUACGCUCUCAGGCAAGCAUUAGACCACUGGAAGCACUACUUGCUUGGGAGGCACUUCAAAGUCUAUUCUGACCAUGAAACAUUACGAUGGUUAAAGACGCAGGCCAAGAUGACASCUAAGCUUACUAGGUGGGCCGCCGAGAUAGAUCAGUACGACUUCGAGCUCAAGCCUGUCAAGGGGAAGUACAAUGUAGUCGCGGAUGCUCUGAGUAGGAGAGCAGAUUACUUUGGGGCAAUAGUACAUUACCUCGAUAUAGGAAAGGAUCUGCAGCAGAAGGUUAGAGAAGCCUACGCACAGGACCCUAUCUAUGGUGAGCUCCUUAAGAAAGUCAAGGAGGCCCCAGAGACCGAGCCGAACUACCGCACUACUGAAGGGUUGCUUUUUGAGAAGACUAAUGUUUUUGACCGAUUGUGCAUCCCCAAUAGCGAAGAGAUCCGCAGUCUGAUCUUGGGAGAAUGCCAUGACACGGAGGGUCAUUUUGGUUGGCAAAAGACCUUAGCCAAUCUGAUGCGCGCGUAUAGCUGGCCAGGGAUGAAGAAUGACUGCGUAGAGUAUGUUCGCAGUUGUAAGUGGCUUGGUGCCACCAAUCCUAGGAUCGACUGGUGGAUCCCUAGGGUUGCGCUACUUGACCGGCAUGGGGUUUAUCGCCCUUGUAUGCUCGUUGAUGAGUACCAUCCGGCCAGCAACUGUUAUUGCAUGAGUGCUCGCAGAUUUCUGCGAUUUUCACGCCAGACGGACCACGCUCGUUUGUUUGUGGCUUAUGUCAAACAGACUGACGUGGAGACUGCUCCCUGUCCCUCUCAAAUUCAGGAGGUUGUUGACCGCUUCUCAGAUCUUAUGGAGGAGCCUACUGGACUUGUCCAUAGGCAGACCAAACAUAAGAUUGAGAUCCUGCCUGGUUCGGUCCUUCCCAAGGGCCGAGUCUACAGGAUGUCACCUGCUGAACUUGAAGAGCUCAAGAAACAGUUAGAGAACCUGACCAGCAAGGGCUGGAUUAGGCCCAACACAUAUGAGUUUGGGGCACCAGUCCUCUUUGUUCCAAAGGGGAAUGGUGAGUUAAGGAUGUGUGUGGACUAUCGUGGUCUCAACAAAGUCACGAGGAAGUCUACAGAGCCCCUUCCUCGCAUCAAUGAUCUGUUGGAUAUGGUGCAGGGCUGCACUAUCUUUAGCAAGAUCGAUCUCAAAUUUGGCUAUCACCAGAUUGAGAUGGCUGAAGGCGAUUUCCACAAGACAGCCUUCAAGACUAGGUAUGGUACUUAUGAGUACCUGGUCAUGCCAUUCGGUCUCUGCAAUGCCCCAGGCACCUUCCAGACAGAGAUGCAUCGCAUACUCAGACCUUACCUGGACAAGUUCGUAGUUGUCUACCUAGAUGAUAUCUUGGUAUUCUGUCGUUCUGUCCAGGAGCAUGCGCAGCACCUGGAUCUGGUCCUCCAGGCCUUACGUGAUAACCAGUAUAAGAUCAACAGGGAGAAAUCCUCUUUUGGGGUUCCCUCUAUGGUCUAUCUGGGUCACGUCAUUUCUGGAGAGGGGUUGGCUCCUGAAGCAACAAAAGUUGGUGUAGUUCAGGACUGGCCGCGACCUGCUAACAUUCGUGAUGUCCGGUCAUUCUUGGGACUUGCAUCCUAUUAUAGGAAGUUCAUCUAAAACUUCUCCUCUAUUGCAGCUCCCUUGACUGAUCUCACAAAGAAAGACACUUCCUUUCUUUGGACAUCAGAAUGUCAGGAGGCUUUCACACGUCUCAAGGAGGCCUUGAUUUGUGCCCCUGUUUUGAAGUUACCUAACCCUACCCUGCCUUUUGUACUUACCACUGAUGCUAGUCAGUAUGGUGUAGGGGCGGUACUUCAACAGGAUGAUGGGAAUGAUCUGCAGCCUAUUGAGUAUAUGAGCAAGAAGAUCAAAACAAAGAAGUUGAAGGACU
Messenger RNA from Chara braunii, 3670 nucleotides. The record is from the annotation of a GenBank genome assembly. Lineage: Eukaryota; Viridiplantae; Streptophyta; Charophyceae; Charales; Characeae.